Molecule: messenger RNA, 6003 nt
Organism: Aspergillus versicolor CBS 583.65
Lineage: Eukaryota; Fungi; Ascomycota; Eurotiomycetes; Eurotiales; Aspergillaceae
Product: putative NF-X1 finger and helicase domain protein
Exons: 2
Coding region: 87-5843 (1918 amino acids)
Biological process (GO): regulatory ncRNA-mediated heterochromatin formation
Cellular component (GO): nucleus; nuclear RNA-directed RNA polymerase complex
Molecular function (GO): zinc ion binding; helicase activity
Source: RefSeq, a predicted model, not a curated record
CUUGAAUAUAUAAUACUGAAUCCGGCAGCGAGUAUUUCUCCUUUUGAAUAAUCACAAACACACACUUUUUUCCUGCUGCUGAAAAAAUGGUUGGAAAGAUCUGUUACCAGUUCGCACGAGAUGGGACCUGCAAAUUCAAAUCAUGCAAAUUUGAACAUAUACGCCAGGGAGACUCACCAAAGGCAGCAAAUGGCCCCGGUCGACGUGGAGGCUCCGAACCCGAUGAGUUCAACGAGCUCUCUGCAUGGAAGAGACAGAUCGCCUACGGUCGAACAAGUCAACCACUCGGCUCCAGGCUGGGAGAGUUCUUCAAAAAGGCCAGAAAGCUGAUUCAGGGACACGAGAGCUCAUUGCAAGAGGUUAUCCAGUGUCUCUCAAAGGAGGGUGGCCUGCGACGGAUUCAAGAGCUUAUUGAACGGGACUUUUCUGUCCUGUCGCCAACAGCGAAACGCACUAUAUUCGCUGAGGAGAUGCUGCCUUUCAUAGAGGUCAUCACAUAUCCCAGCUUACUGACCUCGCUGGUCCUGGAACAGGCCGUUGGGAGUAUAUACAACUGCAUCUUCGGGAUUAAUGCGCGUCGGGCAGCGCCGCUUCUACAAUUUCUAGCCGAUACGAUACAACUUGAAGUCGAGGCAGAUGGCGAGGCUUCCUGUAUAUACCUUGAAUCAUCCUUAUCGGCCUUCUGGCACAUUGUCGACUUGAAUUCGACGGCCUUCAUCCAAGAGUCGCUACAGCAAGUUGUCCAGCGGUUCGCAGACCUCCUGAAUGCCCUCCAUGGCCUGGACGGUGGAAGUGGCCUUCACCAGUCCGUCCACUACCUUGAGCGACUCCAGCGCCGUCUAAAUAUUGGACUCUCUCUACCAACGUUGCUGGGGUCUUCGCGGAAAGUCCCAUCCAAUGCUCCACCUGUUGCCUUUGUCGCACAGAAAGAUCCGCCUGGGAAACGCCACGACAAUGACCACGCCGACAUUGGGAAGGUUAAGAUCAUGCCGACCUUCCAGGAGAUCCUGUCAUCACGCACGGAAUACCUCCCCGUGAAGGACCCGCGUCAAUGGCAUCUUCCUGGGCUGGCCGGACUGCUAGACAGGAACUUCCGGCUCUUGCGAGAAGACACUGUUGGGCAGCUCAGAGACGCCAUUCACGCGGAGCUCCGGCCCCGGGCUACGAUACAUGGUCGGAGGGGGCAAACCAGAAUGCACAUUUAUAGAGACGUCCUCGUCAAGCAGGUGGACCUGCACAAGCGUUCCGGGCUGCAGUUCCUCGUGCAGUUCUCGCAGCCAACGCAGGUCCGAGGUAUGUCGAAACAGAAACAGCAGGACUGGUGGCAAUUAUCCAAGCGCCUGCAAGCAAGUGCUUUCGUUUGCCUUCUGGAUCGCAGGGGGACUGCAGUGUUCUGUACGGUAGCUCCGCCUGAUCUUCCGAGUAAAAGGCCCGGUGCAGUGGAGAAGAAGGACCCAAGAAUGGCCAAUUCACUCUCGGGGGACAUAAAUGUGGCUUCAGUAGUGUUGGAGCUUGUUGAGCCAGGAGAGCAUACAUGGCAAUAUAUUUUAGACUGCCAUGGAGCGAAAGGGAACCUGUCUGCGAUGUCGCUGGUGGAAUUCCCUGGGAUUCUUCUGCCCUCAUUUCAACCUACGCUGCUUGCUUUGCAGAAGAUGCAAAAGGCCGCUGAUAUUCCAAUGUCAGAUUUCAUUGCACCCAGCGAUACAAGCAGCCUGUCGGAGUUCAUAGAUGUGCCGCCGCCGCUGUACUCGGUAGUCCCCGGAUUCAGCUUCGAUCUAAAAUGUCUCAUGAAUGACGGCUCAAGUUUAACUGUUGAACAUUCCAAGCCCAUCGAUAUAAAGACUCUUCAGAGCAAGUCCACUCUUGAUGAUGCCCAAGCAACAGCCCUGGUGCGCUCACUCCAGAGACGAAUCGCUCUGAUCCAAGGCCCGCCAGGCACCGGCAAGAGUUUUACAGGAGUGGCAUUGAUCAAGGUGCUUUUAGCCAACAAGAAGAAGGUCAAAAAGGGGCUUGGGCCUAUUCUCUGUGUGUGCUAUACUAAUCAUGCCCUUGACCAACUCCUGGAAGACCUGUUGGACAACGACAUCACCACCCAAAUCAUCCGCAUUGGGUCUCAAUCCAAAUCCGAGCGUUUGCAGCCACUGAAUCUCCGGACUGUUGCCAGAGAGGUUGACAAGACCCGGAUGGAGAAGCACAACCAGUGGCUAUUACGCACGUCACUGGACGAAGACGAGGAAUCGUUCCAGGAGCUCAAGCUCAACUCGGCAGGCCCAGCGCACAGACUGAAAGAGUAUAUCAAAAGGAGUAACCCCCUGCACUACCAGCAGCUCUUCCAGAAGGAUGCGGAUGGCUUUCAGAGGCAGUCUAAAUCAGGACCUCUUGGAAUCCUGCACUCAUGGCUCAACGGGGGACAGCGACACGGGCAUACUCGCCCCAUACCUGAACUGGCCAUGGUCCAUGUAGAUAUGAUGACAGUGUCAGAACGCCGGCUCCUACAUGCACACUGGUCUAGCGGGGCCCGAAUGGAGGCUCUUUCCGAGGCACGGUCGCUGCUGUCAUCGCAUUCUGGAACCAAGCACUCUCUGGAUAGAGUACAGGAUGAAAUCGACCUCCGCUGCCUUCGAACGGCAGACGUUAUCGGGGUCACCACAACAGGUCUGGCCCGAAACCUGAACAUGUUGCGUCGUUUACCGUCAAAGGUUCUCUUAUGUGAAGAAGCUGGCGAGGUUCUCGAAGCGCAUUUACUCACCUCGUUGCUACCUUCUCUGGAGCAUGUUAUCCUCAUUGGCGAUCACCAGCAGCUUCGGCCUCAGAUCCAGAACUACGAGCUUUCUAGGGAAAGUAGCUCUGGAAAAGCGUACUCCCUAGAUAGAUCUCUAUUCGAACGUCUUGUGGAGCCUGAUGAUGGAGUCGGGGUGCAACUCCCCUUCUGCAGUCUAGAGACGCAACGCCGUAUGCAUCCGUCCAUGUCUCGUCUAGUCCGUGACACCCUAUACCCAAGACUGCAGGAUUCCCCCGUAGUCUCCGAGUACCCUGAAGUUAUGGGGAUGCGCCAUCGGUUGUUCUGGUUGGAUCACCGACAUGCAGAAGGCGAUUCGUCUGGCGACGACGCCAUUGCAACAUCCCACUGGAACGACCACGAAAUAGACCUGACGAUUGCCUUGGUUAAUCAUCUUAUCCGACAGGGCACCUAUGCCUCUGGCGAUAUAGCCGUGCUUACGCCCUAUCUGGGGCAGCUCCAUCGCAUACGGCGGAGACUUGCUGGUUCCUAUACAAUCACCUUGGGCGAAAGGGACCAGGAAGACCUUGAUAAUGCAGGAUUUGCGGCUGAGACAACAGACUCGGAUAGUAAAGUUAUUACCAAGUCCUCUCUUCUCCAAACCCUCAGAGUCGCCACUAUUGAUAACUUCCAGGGCGAGGAGGCCAAGGUUGUUGUGAUCUCCCUGGUAAGAAGCAACAAGCAAAAUCAAUGCGGCUUCCUCCGGACGCCUAACCGGAUAAACGUCCUUCUCUCGCGGGCCAUGCACGGAAUGUACGUUAUUGGUAAUUCAGAAACAUCCAAAGGGGUCGACAUGUGGAAUAAGGUGAUCAAUAUCUUGGAGUCCGAGGGUAAUAUCGGUUCGAGUCUUGACCUCUGCUGUCCUCGCCACCCGGAGACACCCAUCACAGUAUCGGAGCCUGACGACUUUCUCCAACUCGCCCCAGAGGGAGGCUGCAGCCUGCAAUGCGGCAAGCGGCUCCGGUGCGGCCAUCCCUGCAAGCAGAAAUGUCAUUCUGAUAUGCUACAUGCCGCGGUGUACUGUACGGAGCCUUGUCAGCGUCCUCAGAAGGGAUGCACCCAUCCCUGCCCUAGGCCCUGUGGAGACCCGUGCCCGAAGAAAUGCCAGAUUCCAGUGUUUGAUGCUGGACGUAUCCUACCCUGUGGCCAUUCCAUGGCUAGUCUGCCCUGCUGGCAGUCUCAGGACCUGAGCACCGUCAAAUGCCCUACGCUCGUGAAAAAGGAGGUUCCGCAUUGCAAGCACUCUAUCACGAUCGCAUGCCAUGUCGAUGUCGCCAGCGUGGAGUAUCAGUGCAGGCGCCCAUGUCAGACCAUCCUCCCAUGCGGCCAUAGCUGCAAACGGAGAUGCGCCGACUGUCUACAGCGCACUGCCGAGGGUGUUGCGACAGACCAUGGACAAUGCACCCAGCCAUGUGGACGGCCUUAUUCAACAUGUGCCCAUUCCUGCAGCGCACCUUGCCACGAUGGCACGCCAUGCGGUGAAUGCACGGCGCCGUGCGAUGUACAGUGUGGGCAUUCGAGAUGUCCGCAGAAGUGCUCUGAUCCAUGCCCGCCCUGCGCCGUAUCUGAAUGUCUCUCGUCCUGCCCUCAUAGCACAUGCUCAAUGCCUUGCGCUGCGCCCUGCAACCACGUUCCUUGCUCGCGGCGGUGUGAAAAACCCCUAAGCUGCGGCCACCAGUGUCCCUCUGUUUGUGGAGAGUCUUGUCCCCCUGCGACAUUCUGUCAGGUGUGUGCAGCGGAGAGUAUCAAGAGCACCCCGGUCGAUUUCAUUCUCGGUGAUGUAUACGAGGAAAUAGACCUGGACGUUAACCCGUGCAUCUUCCCUCAGUGCGGGCACUUUUUGACCAUUGAAAGCAUGGACGGCCAGAUGGAUUUCCGGAGCCAUUAUAAUAUGAACGAUGAGGGGAGGCCGGUGUCUAUUGCCUCGUCUUUAAAGCCGUUCUCGAUUGACGACAUCCGGACGUGCGCGACUUGUCGUGGAUCGCUGCGUAAUCUAUCUCGCUAUGGAAGGCUUGUGAGACGGGCCUUGCUAGACGAGGCCACCAAGAAGUUCAUCGUAUAUUUGAAUCAAUCAUAUAUACCAAUGGCACAGGCCUUACCAAAGGCUUUGUCUGAGCUACGGGAUGGAGAAGGGACACGAAAGACAGCGGAUAUAGCCAAGCGGAUUUUCCACGGCGGCUCGAAGGUGCGAAUCGAAGGCCCCCCUAGCCAUCAAGUCCGGCUUAUGGCAACCCAUAUCAACAAACAUGAUAAACCGCGGUGGAAGCUCCUGUUAGACCUUCGGGAUAGGAUAUCUACGUACAGGAACAGAGUCAAACUCGAGGAACAACCAUACAACCAAGUCCGCAACAUGGUCGAGGGGGCCCACCGACGCAACCAAGCCCUAGGCCAGUUCGAGUUUGACGAAGAUGUUCUCCAAACAAAGGGCCACCUCCAGGCCACCUCGCUUCUGCUCCGUCUAGAUACUGCUCUUCUGGCUGACUUCCUGUCCCUAAAGAAACAGGCCCCUAGCAGCAGCGAAAGCAUAUUACAUGUCAACCUAGCAGAGAACAAAAAGCAAAGCAAGACCCUCAUCGACGAGGCUGCUUCCUCUGUCCGUGUCUUGCAGCAGGUCGAGGGGCAUAUCUUCCUUGCCCAGCUAUGCGCGUUAGAGCGCCAGAGUGUGACUGACGCCGCGAAAGCUGAGAGGCUGUUACAGGAGGGCACGAGCGCCAUAGACCAAGCCCAGGGCCUAUGUGACUUACAUACCCAGCAGACACGGGGCCUUUCCGACGAAAUUGAAGGCACCCGGAACAUGCUGCACGGGUCAACCUUUUACACGCCUGUGACGAGCGAGGAACGCGCAGCCGUCCUGGCUGCAAUGGCGCGCGAGUUCAGGGGAACAGGACACUGGUACUAUUGCGAGAAUGGACAUCCGUUUACUAUUGGGGAGUGUGGAGGGGCGAUGCAGCUGUCGACGUGUCCGGAAUGUGGUGCGCGUGUUGGAGGGCAGCAUCACCGGACGGCUGAUGGGGUAACCAGGGCCAGUGAUUUGGAGGAUGGGCUGAGGGGAAUGCAUAUAUGAUCGUUGGGUUCUGGGGCAGUACCACAUUACAUAGAAAUGACAGCUUUUAUAUCAAUAGGCAGUCCCGGGAACGCACAUCUCUGGACCGGGAGGAUAUUCAACCUAUGGGGACAGAGCAGAGAUAAUAGAGAAAUUACAUUGCAUACAUAGCAGUCACGAG